This is a messenger RNA of Lynx canadensis (Canada lynx), 2965 nucleotides long. RefSeq names its product RAB39A, member RAS oncogene family (gene RAB39A). Gene Ontology annotation, cellular component: Golgi membrane. NCBI's taxonomy places the organism in Eukaryota, Metazoa, Chordata, Mammalia, Carnivora, Felidae. Gene Ontology annotation, biological process: Rab protein signal transduction. The transcript has 2 exons. Bases 28 to 681 code for a protein of 217 amino acids. Gene Ontology annotation, molecular function: GTPase activity; GTP binding. The record is from RefSeq and is a predicted model, not a curated record.
GGGGCGGCCCGCGGGGGCACGUGAGCCAUGGAGACCAUCUGGAUCUACCAGUUCCGCCUCAUCGUGAUCGGGGACUCGACGGUGGGCAAGUCGUGCCUCCUGCACCGCUUCACGCAGGGCCGCUUCCCGGGGCUGCGCUCGCCCGCCUGCGACCCCACGGUCGGCGUGGACUUCUUCUCCCGCCUGCUGGAGAUCGAGCCGGGCAAGAGGAUCAAGCUGCAGCUGUGGGACACGGCGGGGCAGGAGCGCUUCAGAUCAAUAACUCGAUCUUAUUACCGCAACUCAGUUGGCGGAUUUUUAGUAUUUGACAUUACCAACCGACGGUCUUUUGAGCACGUGAAAGAUUGGCUGGAAGAAGCAAAAAUGCACGUACAGCCAUUUCGGAUUGUAUUUCUGCUGGUGGGACAUAAAUGCGACCUGGCUUCGCGACGUCAGGUUACAAGGGAAGAAGCCGAAAAGCUGUCAGCAGACUGCGGUAUGAAGUAUAUAGAAACCUCAGCAAAGGAUGCCACAAAUGUGGAGGAAUCCUUUACAAUCCUGACCAGAGACAUAUAUGAACUUAUCAAAAGGGGAGAGAUUUGUAUUCAAGAUGGCUGGGAAGGGGUUAAAAGCGGCUUUGUUCCAAAUACGGUGCAUUCUUCUGAGGAAGCGGUAAAACCCAGGAAAGAAUGCUUCUGCUGACUUCCCACAGGCCAGAGGACUCCCGUGAACAGACUGGGUGUCAUCCCAGGAUCAAUACCAACGUUAACUUCAGCAGGAGACGCCAUGGCAGCAUUUAGGACACAGUUAUAAAUCGAUGCUAAUGCUAUUUUGUAAGGUAUUUAGUUCAGAGCGCUAUGCUUGCUGGUGACGCUACCAGAUUGGGGGUCGUGCUAAAUUAUCAGGCAAAGCAGACAACCUUUUCUUGAAACUGGAGUGUCUCCGGAACGAUCCCCGUUCUCCCUUUGUUAGCACAUAGCUAACCUUAAUGUUCGCAUAUACCAAUAUUACUCAUUUUUCUUGACAGUUUGAAAUGGGUUUUUUGUGCAUAUAUAAUCUGAUCGAAAAGAUUCUAUCAGGAAUUACAUUCUCCUGAGCUCAUCUGUUAAUGCUGAAUAGCAAAGUGGAUUUAAAAGUGCAGUGUUUGCUUACAAAGGAAACGAUCUCAGAGGUAUCGUCAACUAGGACGAAAAUAAUAAUUCCAUAUUUAAUGUGCCAGAUUUUAAACCAUUCUUUGAAAUAUUUAUCCUCCCUUAAUUUACCUGAACGUAAGAAAAUAAGUUUUAUACUCAUUUUUGUUCUCUGAUUUCUUGCUCUUGAUAGAUUUAUGUUUUGUAAAGAUAUCUAAGGAUCCAAGCAAAAUAUUUUAUUGCAAAUAUUUGUAAAAAUAAAAAUGAAGGACCGUUCAUCAGCAAGUGUUUUGAUGUUAUAGUAUAUUGUCCUUAUUUAGACAAGAAAAGUUCAUUUAUAUACCGACAUUUUCAAAGAAAGUAAAUGCAAUUUACCUUGAACUGUUGUCGAAAUUAUCAGUAUAGGUAAAUACGGAAUGUUUUUAGUGAUCGCUUUUUUGUCCAAUUAAGUUUCUGAAUUUCCCGGUUCUGGGACAAGAAAAGUAUAGGAAAGAAAGAUUUUUCUGGGCAAGGAAGAUUGGUUAGAUGUUUGAUAUAUUUAGCAUUCAAAUUGCGUUUCAGUAAAAUUAAAGAUAGAAUAAUGAGUUAAGGCUAUAAAAUGACUUUUGAGUUUUCUAAUUUUUAACUUAUUGAUUAAAUUCUCCUCCUGGAAGGGACAUUUUGAUAACAAUAGUUUACAGCAUACAUUUCUGUUCUGUUCUGUGAAGCAUUCCCAAUCACAAAGGGGCACCAAAUGCAGCCACCUUUUUGGAAUUAUGAGGUUUACUGUCAACCUGCAGUAUCUUCAUUUGUUUGAAAACCAAAGUGAUAUGGUGGAAAGAAUAUUUAACGAGAAAUCAGAGUACCUGGGUUUUAAGCUUGCCUUUGCUGUACCGGUAUCUGAACACGAGUGAGUCACUUAACCUUGCUAAGCAUCCAUUGUCUUAACUGUAAGAUGAGAAUAAUAACCCCAUUUAUUGUGUCUCAUGGACUAAUUUUGAGAAUCAAGCGAAUCAUGUGACAAAGCUUUGUAAACAGAGAAAGCAUUAUGCAAAUACAUAAUGAGUUUGGUCUCAGCUGCUCGCGGGCAUACUAUUAUAUUUACAAUGGAUGAGAAUGUUGUUUUCUCAUAUUCUUUCCCAUUUCCACAUUCUGCAGAGGGAGCAGAGGAAGGUGCAGGCUUUCCUGGACCCGAGGGAUCUCUUGGUUUCAUGUGUGCCCUGUGCCCUCCUGCCCUGAAACACUGCUCCUCCCAAGUGGAAAUGAUUGGGAGGGAAAUCCCAGGAGACAUAACUCCAUCCGGAAUCAUGUUUGAAUGUGGUUUUGUGCAUCUUUGAGGUAGAUAUUUGAUUAUAUUUUAAAUAAUUGUACAUUUUCUAGGUUCAUGGAAGUAUUUUUAAUAGUGCUUAUGGAGAGAAGAAUAUAAAUUAUAACAUCACUAUAAGAUUUUGAAUAGUUGUAUUGUCAACAUUUUCUUGAUCUCCUUGCAUUCGUUUCACUUGAGUGAGUUCAAACUGUAAUUGAUCAGGUAAGAAUACCUGUCCCCGCCAAAUGUGAAACUAUUUAUUUUUACUGCUACCAUUUUAAAUCUUACGUUACGGUUUUGCACCAGUCCAAAAUGGCACCAACUCAAAAACUGGGUAUCUAACAACAGUUUAAAGUUUAAACAGGCACCUGUGCCUACUUGUGAAGUUAAACAACUAAAAUAUAAAAUAUGAUUUAACUUCUGGACACCCUUUAUAAUACUAAUGGUGGGGUAAAACUAACAUUCAGGCUAAAGGGUUCUGAUGUUUUUCAAGACUUAGAAUAGAACUAAGGAGGCAGAAGAAACAAACGGAAAUGCAGGGCCCCCAAAGUUGAUACUUAACCAAGGUCAC